Molecule: messenger RNA, 2414 nt
Organism: Dendrobium catenatum
Lineage: Eukaryota; Viridiplantae; Streptophyta; Magnoliopsida; Asparagales; Orchidaceae
Product: probable protein phosphatase 2C 55
Exons: 5
Coding region: 731-2062 (443 amino acids)
Source: RefSeq, a predicted model, not a curated record
AGCCACGUCGGGAUGUUUGAACUUUGAACGGAAAUUUUGAAGGGGUUACUCGCUCCCAUUUCCCAACGAACCUCGGAUGAGGCAAAGCUUCAUUUUUACAUAACUGAUUCCACGGGUUAGGGUUAGGGUUAGGGUUAGGUUUAGGGCUUCGGCGUUCUUCUAACCCUUUUCUCAGUAUUUUCCGAGUUGGAGAGCUCACGCGUAGGAAAAAUUCGUAUUGCGAAGAUAGUGGAAAGCAAUCUUUCUGAUCUAUCGUCUAGGGCUUUACCAUUUGUUUUCCUGGAGGUCUGAUCUCUCUAUCUCCUAUCGCCUUACAAUUUUUCUCCUUUGUGACCAUAGGAGCUCGUUGCCCACGCAAUAAUCGAAGCGGUAUAAUAUUGGUUGGCGAUUGUAAUUUUUUAAGCAGAAGGAGCAUUCAUUUGUUGGCGUAAGAUGCCAUCUUCCUACCUGCCAAGCUAUAAGGUUUUGCAGCCUUCUGCAAAUUUAGUGCGUGUUCAGAUGACCGCCUAAUCUGUCUAGCAGACUAGCAGUACCUUAGUCUGUAAUAACAAGCGACUUUUAUCUGUCUGAUAAUAUCCAUGUCCAGAUUGGAUCACCUACACUUGGAAGAUUUAGCCACAUUUGUUCAAUUUCUUUGGUUAUUUGUUAUUCCCAAUUUUAUUUGUAUACGAGUAUCAGUCAUUUACAGCAGUGGACAAAGGGUUCACCAAAUAUUAAGUUCCUGAGGAGUAUGGUAUCUGCUCUUAGUUCUUUAUACUGCAAGUUUGAAUUGGGCUUGAGGGAGCUGAACAGUUCAAGAAGGAUGAUGAUGAAAUGCUGGACUAAACCAUCUGAUUUUCAUCAAGGUGCCCGUUUGAGGCUAAACACAAAGUAUGAGCCUUCUUCCGGAACUUAUAGAUUUAGUGGCAAGAGCCAUGAAAAUGCACGCAUGCUUGCAUUCAAGCCACGACAAUUUGCUUGUGGAGUAGAGGCAAUAUGCAGCUUGUAUCAGAGGAGUGCACAAAAGGAUGUUUUAUUGAUGUCAGCAAUCAUGGGUUACAAUAGAAAUCUUCAAUAUUGUAAACGAGUAAGUGGGUGCUUGAGAAAUCGUGAACCUUCGAGUAACAAUAUGUUUUACAAGUGUUUUUCGACUGAUAUGCGAGGAUCAAUCUCAAAUGCCAACCACCAUAUGGAGCCAUGUAUGAAAAAAUUCUCAUCAAGCUCCAGACCAUGUUCUACUGGAGCAGUUCAUAAUGUUUCAAUUGAUGGUGUUUCACAAGAAGAGCUUAUUGAAAAUGAUGGGGCUUCUUCUGAUCAGAAGUUGUCCAGUGAUAGAAACCUGAAGCUAGUCUCUGGUUCAUGUUAUCUACCUCAUCCAGCAAAGGAGGAAACAGGCGGAGAGGAUGCUCAUUUUAUUUCUACUGAGCAAGCAAUUGGCGUUGCUGAUGGAGUUGGUGGUUGGGCAGACCUUGGUGUUGAUGCUGGACAUUAUGCAAGAGAGCUGAUGUCUCAUUCUGUAUCUGCAAUUGGGGAAGAGCCCAAAGGCUCAAUUGAUCCGGCAAGGGUUUUGGAGAAAGCUUACAUUAGCACAAAAGCUAGAGGGUCUUCAACUGCAUGUAUCAUUGCCCUUACAAAUCAGGGCGUCCAUGCUGUGAAUCUUGGUGACAGUGGCUUCAUUAUAGUAAGAGAUGGAUGUGCUGUAUUCCGGUCGCUUGCUCAGCAGCAUGACUUCAAUUUUACCUAUCAGCUUGAGAGUGGAAAUGCAAGUGACCUACCAAGCUCUGGCCAGGUGUCUACAUUCCCUGUUACGGCUGGAGAUGUGAUUGUUGCUGGAACUGAUGGGCUAUUUGACAACUUGUAUAACAAUGAGGUGUCAGCUGUUGUUGUUCAGUGCAUCAGGGCAGGACUGGGCCCUCAUGCAACGGCACAAAAGAUUGCUGCUCUUGCCCGCCAAUGUGCUAUGGAUAGGAAUAGACCGUCUCCCUUUUCUGCUGCUGCUAAUGAGGCUGGUUAUCGAUAUCAUGGAGGAAAGCUCGAUGACAUUACUGUCGUAGUUUCUUAUGUAACUUCCACAAGCACUUGAGUUCCAUGCUUUUCUUCUGUGAACACAACUCUUAGGCUUCAUUUGGGACGGCUUUCUUACUGCUUCUUAAAACAGCUUUAAAAAACAAUAAGAAAGCUGUCCCAAAUUAAGCCUUAGUGUGUAUUUGCGGAGCAGGUAAUGUAAGCAAUGCUCUUUUGUCAGUGUUUGGAAUUUACUUCCCUUUACUGUUUUUUCCAUUUCAGUGUUACUUGCAGUGCCUAUUUCUGUUCUUGGUGUUGAAUGCUCCUUUUGUUCAUAGUCAUAGACUCAGUGCAUUUGUUUGAACUUUAUUAGAAGCCAAGUUGCAGAGAGAUGGAGUAAAAUUGUGAGUAUUUGAAUUAUUCUUUGGCUA